This is a messenger RNA of Trifolium pratense (red clover), 1380 nucleotides long. RefSeq lists its product as uncharacterized. Bases 298 to 1104 code for a protein of 268 amino acids. The transcript is spliced from 2 exons. NCBI's taxonomy places the organism in Eukaryota, Viridiplantae, Streptophyta, Magnoliopsida, Fabales, Fabaceae. The record is from RefSeq and is a predicted model, not a curated record.
AAUAACAACUAUUUUCCCAAUUAAAAAAUAUUCGGGCUUUAAUACCCACGGGUUCUGAAUUGCUUAGAACUUUGUUAGUCGGUUCCUUCACGACGAUUCGAUUUUCUGCCGCCGGCCAAUCCGUGUACUAACCGUCAACGGUCAACAUCGAAAAUUCGCCGAGAAAGCAAGUUCAUUCAUCAUUAUUAACCUCAUCCCUUCUCUUCGAACCAUUCAAUCUCGCUUCUAAACACGAUAAAUUGUUGUAUCAUACACUCCAUCUAGAUAAUUAGUUAGUUAAGCUUUACCGUUACUGCAAUGGAUUUCCAGAAUAGAAGGAUUCGGUUAGUAGUAAUUGUCGCCGCCAUCGUUGUUCUUAGCAUCACAGCUGAAAAAUGCAGGGAGCUUGUUGGCGAGGAAGGGUCAUCCCAGAGUGGAAAGUUCACAAUAUUAAACUGCUUUGACAUGGGUUCUGGAACUUUGGCAUGUGCUGUCAAGGAAGGUGUGAAGCUCUAUUUUUACAAUAUUAGAUCAUCUCACGUUGAAAAAGCAAGACAACGAGCGAUUGAGUCUGCCCUUGUUGACGCUGCUAGUCAGGGAAUGUCCCCGACAGAUUCAGCAAAACAUGCGCAGAAAGAAAGUAAAAAGGCGGCGAAAUUGGCUUCCCGUCAAGCCAAGCGGAUUAUAGGCCCCAUCAUCUCUUCUGGAUGGGACUUUUUCGAAGCUAUUUACUAUGGUGGUACAAUCACAGAAGGAUUCCUUCGGGGUACUGGUACUUUGUUUGGUGCUUAUGGGGGAGGGUUCCUGGGGGAGCAAAGCCUUGGUAGAUUUGGAUAUCUUGUUGGAAGUCACUUGGGCAGUUGGGUUGGGGGCAGAAUAGGAUUAAUGAUUUAUGAUGUUGUUAAUGGAGUGCAUUUGUUGUUGCAAUUUGUUCAGACGGGCGAAAUUGAAGUUCAUAAAACAUUAGUUAAUGAAAAUUCUGAUGCCCCAGAAACUUCCUUUGAUGGCGAAGUUCCUAAAUAUGAAAGCUCCACUUUAUAUGAAUCAUCACCUAGUGAAGAAUCUAAUGCCUACGAAUCUACUGAAUAUCAGAACUAUGAAACGUACGAAAAUUCUGAACUGUGAUGAAAAUCGGAAGUUGAUGUAUUGAUAUUUGUUCGAAAGUUAGGUGCAUUUCAAUUUCAUUGUCUUUGCUUCAACAUAGGGUCAUUAGUGUGUAUAAAUUUCACUAUUUUUUAACAUAAGUGCACAUUUCACUGCAUAUAUAUUUUGUCUUCUGACUUCUGAGUAUUGCGCUUGUACAUGCUGUAUUCCAUUCUUGAUCAUCACAGGGAGGUCAUAUGUGAAAUGAUUUUUGUACAUUAAAAUAUUGAUGUUAUAUACGGUUUUUGUGUGUGAGUA